Messenger RNA from Orbilia oligospora ATCC 24927, 999 nucleotides. RefSeq lists its product as uncharacterized. The transcript has 2 exons. NCBI's taxonomy places the organism in Eukaryota, Fungi, Ascomycota, Orbiliomycetes, Orbiliales, Orbiliaceae. Bases 1 to 999 code for a protein of 332 amino acids. The record is from RefSeq and is a predicted model, not a curated record.
AUGAAAGCAUUGUCUAUCUUUCGCACAUUUUACUGCGCUGCUAUUGCAGUUGCAUCAUACGCGUUGGCAGCACCUAUGGAAAGCUUAGAAGCUGAGCACCACUUAACAAAGCGGAUGCUCUCAGCUAGUAAAGCCGCAAACUACUUCGGCGGGUUCCUACUCGUACCCCGGUCCGAGCUCUCUAGCUGGACCACCGAAAAUGCCGGCCUACUUAAUUCCUAUCUCGUAUUCUCCCGAAAGGUCCGUGAAGAAAUCACUAAACUAAAAACAGAGCCGUAUGUCGCCCUACUACGAGCUUACUCAAGUCGAUACGCCAAGCAAAUGUACCCAGACAACCCUUUAGUCUUCAUCUCAUGGCAGGAAUUCGUCAACGAAGGUCUCAUAAAAGCUUUACAUAGACCGUGGGGCGAGAAAUGGAAAUUGCCUGAAUUUACUCUAUCCCCAGACGACCGACUCAAAGGACUCUCCGCUGGACUUUUGGAGGUAUACCCUCAUGCGGAAAUUGAAAACGAAGAGGACUUCAACAAUAGGCCACUACUCCGGUCCGCUAAAAUCACAACCGUCGAAUACGUCGCUGAGUUUUCGCUUCCAUUUCCUAGUAUAUCGGCGCUGAGCGAUUGGCUGUUCGAUCCUAGACCUCCUCCCGAUGAAUCAGGCCAAGUCCAAGAUGACUUGGAUGAUUUAGAUGAACAAGGCCAAGUCCAAGAUGAUUUAGAUGGCUUAGACGAUUCAGAUGAUCCAUUGUUUAUAGAACUUGAUCGAAGGGAGAGGAUGGAAGUAAGUCUUCGGGCAAUUUAUAGUCAGUUAGGGGUGCUAGUCGAGGAUCUGAGGGGGUUCAAACUCCAAGUCCAACUUGCAGGGAAUAUUCCGAUACCGCCAGAAAACGCGCAACCUAUCAUCAAAAUAAUCAAAGAGACGAUUAAUGGUUGGGAACGAUUAAAAGAUUUAGUUGGCGUUCUGGCGACAACGAUGCGUUUGCUGAAGGAAACGCUUGAAUGA